Molecule: messenger RNA, 1141 nt
Organism: Telopea speciosissima
Lineage: Eukaryota; Viridiplantae; Streptophyta; Magnoliopsida; Proteales; Proteaceae
Product: syntaxin-22-like
Exons: 7
Coding region: 72-908 (278 amino acids)
Biological process (GO): vesicle-mediated transport; intracellular protein transport; vesicle fusion
Cellular component (GO): endomembrane system; SNARE complex; membrane
Molecular function (GO): SNARE binding; SNAP receptor activity
Source: RefSeq, a predicted model, not a curated record
GUCGGCUUUUUCUGUCCUAGAGAUCUUUCUUCAACUUUGGUCAUUUCUAUUGCCACGUCCACACAGUGCACAUGAGCUUCCAAGAUCUACAAAAUGACGGCAAAACCUCGUCCGUCGGCCGGAGUUCCUCUCAGAACCCUUCUCAGACCGUGGCCGCUGGAAUAUUCCAGAUCAACACGGCCGUCGCCGGCUUCCGGCGACUUGUUGACGCCAUUGGAACCUCGAAGGACACUCCUGAUCACCGUCAGAAGCUGCACAAUUCAAGGCAACGGAUCGGGCAGUUAGUGAAGGAGACUUCUGCUAAGCUCAAAUCACUUAGCGAUUCAGAUCAUGCUAGUAAUGUUAAUCCAAGGAAGAAAGUAGAAGAUGCUAAGCUUGCAAGAGAUUUUCAAGCUACCUUGCAAGAUUUCCAGAAAGCCCAACAGCUUGCCGCAGAGCGUGAGUCAGCUUAUGCGCCUUCUAUCCAACCAACUUCUUCACUGACAAGUUCUUAUCAUGCUUUUGCAAACAGUUCCUCUUCUGCUGAAAAUGAAGCUUCUGAUAGGGAUCAUGAAAGUCAACCUUUUCUAAGUGAACAGAGGAGACAAGAGGUACUACUGCUGGGUAAUGAGGUUGCAUUCAAUGAGGCUAUAAUAGAGGAGAGGGAGCAGGGAAUUAAAGAUAUACAACAAGAAAUUGGACAAGCAAAUGAGAUAUUUCGGGACCUUGCUGUUCUAGUUCAUGAGCAAGGAGUGGUGAUAGAUGACAUUCAAUCAAACAUUGAAGCUUCAUCUGCUGCAACAACGCAAGCUAAAGUGCAACUUUCGAAGGCUCACAAGAAUGUCAAAUCUAGAUCAUCAUGGUGUUGGUGGGUACUGGUGAUUUUCGUAUUAGUGGUGGUCAUUCUCCUCCUUUUCCUUAUCAUAUAAUGUGUAGUACUUUUUGGCCUUCCAAGAGCGGCGGUGUGGUUGUGGGUGUGAUGCAAGUAGUGAAUUAACUUAUUCAAUGUAUAGUUUGCAGUGUUAACAGCAUUUCAAGUUUUGCCUUUGUUUAUUAUCAAGGAUUUUAUCUCAGAUUUCUUUCAUUCUCUCUUUUUUUGAAUUAAUUUUUUUCUAUACUACAUUCUACUGGUAAAUGAACCUGAAUGCAUUCAGUUUGUUGG